UUUGGUCGAACGGGUUGGGGGCAAACCAAAUACCCACAGUCCUCUCCUCCUUUACCUUCCGCCGUUGUUGCGCCCGGUGCUUCUUCCAUGGCGUCCCUUCUCCGGCCCGCCUCGUCGUGCCCCUCCUUUCGCCUACCCUCCUCCACAGCCUCUGCACCUCCGCCAAGCCUCCUUUCCAGGCGGCACAAGGCACCUCCCUUCCCACCCACGCCCCACGCCCCUCCUUCCCGGCCCCGCGUCGCCGCCGCAGCAGCCUACGGAGGCGCCCAGCUGCUGGGUCCGGUCGACACGCAGACAUUCAUCAUCGCCGCCUCCGUCGUCGCCGCGGUCUCACUGUCUCUCGUCCUCGGCCUUAAGGGUGACCCUGUUCCGUGCGACCGGUGUGCUGGAAAUGGGGGCACAAAGUGCGUCUUCUGCAAUGACGGCAAGAUGAAGGCGGAUAACGGGGUGGUCGAAUGCCGGGUAUGCAGGGGAGCAGGGCUGAUACUCUGCAAGAAGUGCUCAGGUUCUGGUUACUCUAAGCGCUUGUAGCCCCAGCCCCAGCUACAGAACAUCAUGUGCAUUUGUCAACCGGGCAAGUUGCGAGUUUAUGUGUGGGCGCUGUUUAGAUAGAUAUGAGUAUAUACGAUGGCGAUGAUGUAUUAGAAUAUGCAGAAUUGUAUGUUUCGCCCUGUCCAUGUAUACCCGUCCUUAAUCAUCUGAUAAGAUAUAGUACGUACGAUGGCUCCACGUCCCCUGUUUAGUUCAUGUUUUUAUACCAUGUAGCAAAACUGAUGUUACCAGUCA
Molecule: messenger RNA, 786 nt
Organism: Triticum dicoccoides
Lineage: Eukaryota; Viridiplantae; Streptophyta; Magnoliopsida; Poales; Poaceae
Product: protein BUNDLE SHEATH DEFECTIVE 2, chloroplastic-like
Exons: 4
Coding region: 88-531 (147 amino acids)
Source: RefSeq, a predicted model, not a curated record